AUGGCAAUGAGCAACAACAUCAUAGGGUUCAUAAACCUACUCGCCGUGAUCCUCUCCAUCCCCAUCAUCGCCGCCGGGAUCUGGCUAACAAACGAACCAGCAGACACAUGUGUCAAGUUCCUCCAAUGGCCAGUCAUAAUCCUCGGCGUUCUUCUCCUAAUCGUGUCCCUCGCUGGUUUCAUCGGUUCCUUUUGGAGAGUCCCAUGUCUCAUGAUAUUCUACCUCGUUGCAAUGCUCGUCCUUAUUAUACUUCUCGUUUGUUUGGUUGUUUUUGUUUACAUGGUCACUGUUCGUGGCCAUGGCAUGAUGGAACCUAAUCGGGCUUAUUUAGAAUACCGUUUGGAUGAUUUUUCUGGCUUUCUGAAAAGGAGAGUGAGAAGCUCUUUUAAAUGGGAUGUUAUCAGAAGUUGUUUGAGUGAAACUAACAUGUGCGCUGAGUUGAAUCAGAAUUUUCGUAUGGCUCAGGACUUCUUUAACGCACGUCUCACGCCAAUGCAGACUGGAUGUUGCAAGCCACCAACACAAUGUGCAUACACAUUUGUGAAUCCAACGUAUUGGAUUAGUCCAAUAAACAAUGCAGCAGAUAUGGAUUGUCUUCAAUGGAGCAACGACCAGACACAACUUUGUUACAGUUGUGAUUCAUGCAAAGCUGGUCUGUUGGCAAAUCUUAGGAAGGAAUGGAAAAGAGCAAAUGUGAUAUUGAUGAUCAGUGUUGUUGUUUUAAUUGUGGUUUAUUUGAUUGGGUGCUUUGCUUUUAGGAAUGCCAAAACUGAAGAUCUCUUUCGCAAAUACAAACAAGGCUACACUUGA
Lathyrus sativus (Indian pea) is the source of this 810-nucleotide messenger RNA. Lineage: Eukaryota; Viridiplantae; Streptophyta; Magnoliopsida; Fabales; Fabaceae. The record is from the annotation of a GenBank genome assembly.